CUGUCUGUCAUUUAUAGACAACACAACCAUUCGUCCUGUUACCACAAUACCCACCAAGUCUAUCUCUAUCUCUAAACAAAAUCUCUCGUUCGCUUUCUCUCUCUAGGGUUUGUGACAAAGAAGCACACUUUUCUUCUUCAUCAACAAAGCUUUUGAGGUUCAAAAAAAGAAAGCACGGUGUUGUUAGUGAAUUGGUUUAAGCCGUUUAAAAUGGAGAUCCGUAUGGAUUUCUUGGACUGGCUUGACCAUGACACGUCGAUGAAGAUUCUUAGGUGUUUGGAAGAUCCGGCUGAUCUUGUCCGUGUUAGUUCUGUCUCUCGUUCUUGGCGACAUUUUGUGAUUGCAAAUGGUCUUUGUAAGCAGCUGUGCUUGAGAAUGUUUCCUCACUUUCUUAGAGUUGAAUGCGUCAUUGAACCCGGUUGUGAUAUUGAAAAAGCUUCGGAAGUUGGAUGUAGCAAAUUUGUGGAAUGGGAAACUCUGAAGAGGGAGCAUAAAGUGUAUGCCUUUUUACUUCAAGGGUGCAUGUCAUUUCCUUUCGGAAAGUGCAUUUUGGAUGCAAUAAGUGCUUCUAGCACUGAUAAUUAUCCAGAGGAAAGCAUUCGUAACACUGUGCAACAAGGAGGCCCUAUUGAAAGCAGAGCUUCAUACUGGUCGAGUAAAGGACAACGUGAUGCUGCAGUGCCUGAGACACUUGUGUAUAAACUGGUUGCUGAUAUCUGUGUUAUUACUGAAAUCAAUAUACAACCUUUCAAAGCUUAUUUUCAGCGGGGUUCACCUAUAUAUUCAGCCAUAUCUGUGCGGUUUCAUAUGGGUUAUCCCAUACACCCAAUGGGUGAUCCCUUGGGUGAACCAUUGGAUGACUCUGCUGAUGACAAGUUCAUAUGGACAUACUCUUCACCAGAGUUUCCAAUGGCCCAGGAGAGCAGCUUGCAGAACUUCAGGCUUCCAGAACCAGUUGUUUGCAUUGGUGGGAUUUUGCAGAUUGAGCUGCUGGGAAGGGUUCAGAGGCAGGAAAUGGACGGUUUGUUCUAUAUAUGCGUGGCUCAAGUUCAAGUUAAAGGUAGGCCAUUAUCACCAGCAUUUGGUGUUGAAAUGCUUGGACCUUCAGGAAAGUUUAUACUGAAAGCCGAGAGUUGUAACCCACCAAGCUUACCUGAUGAGGACUCCUCAUAUCAUGGUGGACAUUUGCAUGGGCGUGUUGAUUGGGAGCAGCUUAUGAAUGUGUUGAGGGGAGAAGGAGACUUUGAAUAUGAUUGGAAUUCAGAGGAUGAAGUGGAUGAUGAGUUAGCAUUCUAACCUGUCAUCUAUCUAUAAUAAUUAUAACCUACCUUUGUUUAUUUUACCAUCCCUUCUGGGCUGAGUAACUAGUUGGUAUCCUGAUCUAUCUAAGCGAGAGUGACUAUGCUGGAAACCUUGCCAGUCCUUUCUGCCAAGUUGGUGUAUAACCCUUGUGCUAAGCAUCCCAAGUUUUUCGGUUUGGUUUUUAUUUUUACUCUUCCGCUCUUAAGAGUUGUUAUAUAUGUAUAUCAUUUUGGUUUACACUCGAUUAAGAAGCACGAAGAUCUUGUUACGUGCA
Messenger RNA from Populus trichocarpa (black cottonwood), 1576 nucleotides. Its product is annotated as F-box protein At4g00755. Gene Ontology annotation, molecular function: protein binding. Bases 211 to 1296 code for a protein of 361 amino acids. The record is from RefSeq and is a predicted model, not a curated record. Lineage: Eukaryota; Viridiplantae; Streptophyta; Magnoliopsida; Malpighiales; Salicaceae. The transcript is spliced from 6 exons.